AUGGUUCUAAAAAUUGGACUGGACUAAUCGGUCGAACCGAUUCAACCAAAAACCAAGAAUGUCAAUGGUCCGGUCCUAUAUCCAAAACUGGUAAACCGGAAAAAAACCGUUGAAUCGGCAGAAAACCGGCCGAUCUGGUUCUUAUAAAACGAUGCCGUUUUACUAAAACCCUCAUUUUUCAAUUUUCACCCUAGAUCUCAGCAGCCUCACCUUCUUCCCCUGCCUCCAACUGCCGCUUCUCCUCUCCAACAACAGUGUCGCCGCCUCCAACUACUCCAAGGUUCCCUGCGUUGACCCUCACAACCCGCCCGUUCUCGACGGUGCGUUCGACUUCGCAUUCUCCGCAAGGCUCGACGAGGCGCUAUUCCCGGCGAGAUUCGCUACAGAGAUGGAUCGCCGUGUCAGAUCUGGUGGCUCGUGUAUUGUCGCCGUCGCGAGUGCGGGGAUGAUGAGGUGAGGGAGGUCGUUUAUCUGUUCAGUAAUGUUACCUUGGCUGGAAUGAGAAUGACAAAUGAUAUAUACAUAGAAGUUGUAGACUGAUGAUGUCAUGGAGUGUAUGCGACUUACUGGAUGGGAGAAAGUUGUGUAGAACUAAUAGAGUUAGGUGCUUGAAUCCAGAGCUCAGUGGUUCUAAAAAAAUUGUUGAUUUGAACUCACUGUACCGGAAGACAAAUGUUGCUACUGUUGGAAACUUAUGCAGCCGUAAUUAUGCAAUGGAUAGACUCAACCAUUUGAAUGGAAGUAAAACAUCAAUAGCGGAUAUAUCUGAUGCAGUAAACAGCAUGACUGGAGUUUCGGAUGGUGGCAAGAGGUGUGAUAGUGGCGAUGAAGAUAGUAUUAAUAAGGGGAGCUCUGGUCGAAAGAGGAAGAGAGAGUCUAUGUCAGAAAUGCUGCACUGGAUUCUUGAUAGGGCUGAGAAUCCUUGUGAUCCUGCAAUGGGUUCAAUGCCCAAAAAGUCAAAGUGGAAGUCAUAUGGUAUUGAAGAGAUCUGGAAGCAGGCUUUGUUGUUCCGGGAAGCUGUAUUUCUCAAAAGUGAUCACCCUAGUUGGCAGGGUCAAAGGAUGCAUCCUUGCAUGUAUGAUGAUCAGGUCGGGGCAAACUACAAUCUUAGGGAGAGAUUAAAAACUAAGAAAUCACCUUAUUCUAGUGCUGAGAAAUGUUCACUUGAUGAACCUGCCACCGUGCCCAUUCCUAUUGGCCCGGCCUAUCAAGCUGAAGUUCCUGAAUGGACUGGCAUGGCUGUUGAGAGUGAUUCAAAAUGGUUUGGAAACCAAAUAUGGCCAGCAGCAAAGGUGAAUACCAAUCUUAUUGAAAGGGAUCCCAUUGGAGCUGGAAGAAAAGAUUCAUGUGGCUGCCAAUUUCAAGGUUCUGUUGAGUGUAUCCAAUUUCAUGUUGCUCAGAAAAUGGCUAAACUUAAGCUAGAAUUGGGUGAUGCAUUUUACAUGUGGAAUUUACACAAGACAGGGAAAGAUGUUAGGCGAUUGUGGACCGAACAGGCGAACACGAAGAGAAGAAGUUUAAGGAUGUGGUGAAAGCAAACCCUCUUUCACAUGAGACAUGUUUUUGGGAACAAAUUUUCAAAUCGUUUCCUACAAAGAGCAGGGAAGAUUUAGCUUUUUACUACUUCAAUGUCUUCCUCUUGCAGCGAAGGGGAUACCAGAAUCGGAAUACUCCAAAUGACAUCAACAGCGAUGAUGAUGAAGCAGAAUAUGGACCAUUGAAAAAUUCUUUCGGACAUAACACAGGUAACCCUCGAACUACCUUAUUAUCGCCUAAGAAGCC
Messenger RNA from Arachis ipaensis, 1782 nucleotides. NCBI's taxonomy places the organism in Eukaryota, Viridiplantae, Streptophyta, Magnoliopsida, Fabales, Fabaceae. The record is from RefSeq and is a predicted model, not a curated record.